AUGUGGUGGUUACAAGACAGAAGGUGCUUUGGGAUUUUAUCGUUUCCUAUGAUGGUGGCCAUGGUUUGCUGCGCUCAAAGUGUUAAUGAGCCCAGCAACAUGUCAUAUGUGAAAGAAACAGUGGAUAGAUUGCUCAAAGGAUAUGACAUCCGCUUGAGGCCGGACUUUGGAGGCCCUCCUGUUGAUGUUGGGAUGAGAAUAGAUAUAGCCAGCAUAGACAUGGUGUCAGAAGUCAACAUGGAUUAUACUCUUACAAUGUACUUCCAGCAGUCUUGGAGAGACAAAAGACUUUCAUAUUCAGGAAUUCCUCUAAAUCUUACUUUGGAUAACAGAGUAGCUGACCAGCUCUGGGUGCCGGACACAUACUUCCUCAAUGAUAAGAGAUCAUUUGUUCACGGGGUUACUGUGAAAAACAGAAUGAUUCGCCUACAUCCAGAUGGAACAGUUCUGUAUGGCCUAAGGAUUACAACCACGGCUGCUUGUAUGAUGGAUCUACGUCGAUACCCUUUGGAUGAACAAAACUGCACUCUUGAAAUUGAAAGCUAUGGAUACACAACAGAUGACAUUGAAUUUUACUGGAAUGGAGGAGACAAAGCCAUCACAGGAGUUGAAAAAAUUGAGCUUCCUCAAUUUUCUAUUGUUGAUUACAAAAUGGUUUCAAAGAAAGUGGUUUUUUCAACAGGGAGCUAUCCUCGGUUAUCUCUCAGUUUUCAACUUAAAAGAAAUAUUGGAUAUUUCAUUUUACAAACAUAUAUGCCUUCUACGUUGAUUACUAUUCUUUCCUGGGUAUCUUUCUGGAUAAAUUAUGAUGCUUCUGCUGCAAGAGUUGCUUUAGGCAUAACCACUGUGCUUACAAUGACUACCAUCAGCACACAUCUGAGAGAAACCCUACCGAAAAUUCCUUAUGUGAAGGCUAUAGAUGUCUACCUAAUGGGAUGUUUUGUAUUUGUGUUCUUGGCAUUGCUGGAGUAUGCUUUUGUAAACUACAUAUUCUUUGGAAAAGGUCCUCAGCUGCAAAAGAAAGCUGCAGAAAAAGCAGAGAAAUCAAACAAUGAGAAAUCCAGAGUGGAGAUGAACAAAAAUUUCACAAUAGUACUCACCUAUUUUUGCCCUGAGAUAUAUUCAUUUUUACUGCAGGUUGAUGCGCAUGGGAACAUUCUGCUUACAACUCUUGAAAUAAGGAAUGAAGUCAGUGGAUCAGAAGUUUUGACGAGUAUUAGUGACCCAAGAGCCACCAUGUUUUCAUAUGACAGCGCAAGUAUUCAGUACCGAAAACCACUGUCCAACAGAGACCUGUAUAGCCGAAAUGCGUUGGAUAGGCACAUGGUUCAUAAAAAGGGCCGCUUACGGAGAAGCGCAUCUCAAAUAAAAAUAAAAAUACCUGACUUGACUGAUGUGAAUGGCAUAGACAGAUGGUCAAGGAUGAUCUUUCCAAUUGCUUUUGCAUUUUUUAAUGUGGUGUAUUGGCUUUACUAUAUACACUAA
Molecule: messenger RNA, 1485 nt
Organism: Bombina bombina (fire-bellied toad)
Lineage: Eukaryota; Metazoa; Chordata; Amphibia; Anura; Bombinatoridae
Gene: GABRB1
Product: gamma-aminobutyric acid type A receptor subunit beta1
Exons: 10
Coding region: 1-1485 (494 amino acids)
Biological process (GO): signal transduction; monoatomic ion transmembrane transport; chemical synaptic transmission
Cellular component (GO): membrane; neuron projection; GABA-A receptor complex
Molecular function (GO): extracellular ligand-gated monoatomic ion channel activity; neurotransmitter receptor activity; GABA-A receptor activity
Source: RefSeq, a predicted model, not a curated record